Molecule: messenger RNA, 960 nt
Organism: Alternaria atra
Lineage: Eukaryota; Fungi; Ascomycota; Dothideomycetes; Pleosporales; Pleosporaceae
Exons: 1
Coding region: 1-960 (319 amino acids)
Molecular function (GO): oxidoreductase activity
Source: RefSeq, a predicted model, not a curated record
AUGGUCAAGUCACUUUUCGGAGGAGCUGCGCUCUCAGACACUUCGCACUUUAACACACAAGAAGAACGCGCAAAACUCAUCGAUGUCUUGAUCGCCCACGACGUUAAGAACAUUGACUCUGCUCGUGUCUACGCUGGGUCCGAGGUCGCCAUCGGCCAGCUAGAGAAGCGCAAAGAGUUCAUCAUCGACAGUAAGAUCGCUGGAGGCUUCGGCCAGCCUGGCGCAUGCACAAAGGAAGGUGUGGUCCAGGACAUGCAGGACUCCCUUGAGAAGGCCAAAAUCGAUCAAUUCGACAUCUUCUACAUCCACGCACCAGACCCAACCGUCCCCUUCGAGGACACCCUGGAGGGUGUGAACGAGGCGUACAAGAAGGGCAUCUUCCGCCGUUUUGGUCUUAGCAACUUCUCUGCUGAACAAGUCCAGCAAGUCUACGACAUCGCCAAGGCCAAGGGCUACCCUCUUCCCCAAGUAUACCAGGGUAACUACAACCCCGUUGCCCGCCACUUGGAGACUCAACUCUUCCCCACCCUCCGCAAGCUCGGCAUCCACUUCUACGCAUACUCACCCCUCGCUGGUGGUUUCCUCGUAAAGACUGCCGAGGACCUCGAUGCGGGCGCUGGACGCUUCAACGAGCAAACCCUGGGUAACAUGUACGGAAAGCUGUACGACAACCAGACGAUGCGCAAUGCGCUCGUUAAGUGGAAUGAGAUUGCGGAGAAGGAGGGUGUUACCAAGGCGGAGCUGGCCUACCGUUGGAUGGCCUACCACAGUGCGCUCCAGGGAGAUGAGGAUGGUGUCAUCUUCGGUGCUAGCAAGAUUAGCCAAGCUGAGCAGACUGCGAAGAGCUUGAAGAAGGGCAAGCUUAGCGAUGAGGCGGUCAAGGGCAUUGAGCAGAUUUGGGAAAGCGUCAAGGAGGUUGCUCCCAUCGACAACUACCACAGUGGACUUCUGAAGAAUUAG